UAGGCUAUCUUAAUUUUAUAAGAAUUUUAUCACAAAAUAAUGUCUGAAUCAGAAAGUGAGAAUGAGUUUGAAGAGGAAUCAGAAGAGGAUGAAAAUGAAGCUGAUGAAGAGCUUAAAGCUGAAGAAGAAAAUCAGAAUUUCCAGCCAGUUGUGAAGAAGCUUUCACCCUACGAAUUCGAGGGAAAACAUGAUCAGAGAGUGAUUCUGACAAAGGAUGAAGCAAUGGACUCUCUGAAGCGACCAGGCUUCUCUCCUGACGGGCUUGGGAUCGCCUACACUGAACUCGACCUCAAAAGUAGGAACCUAAUCAAUAUUGAAGUAAUCACGUCCUUCAAAUACGUGACCUACUUAAAUAUUUCCUUCAACAAACUCAACAACAAAUCACUUUCAUGUUUGCGAUUGAUGCAACAACUCAUCAUGGUUAGAGUGGACAAUAAUCUGUUGACAUCAACUGAUUUACCUCAUGUUGCGUUCCUACAAAUUCUCACACUAAAUAGUAAUAACUUGGAAAAAAUUUCUAAAAUCUCACAACCAAACCUUGGUGUUUUACUGCUCAAUGAUAACAAGGUAGAGCGUGUGGAAAAUUUAGAUUCUUUAAAAAACCUGAGAAGAUUAUCUUUGAAAAGAAAUGUUAUCACAACUUUACAAGGAAUAAAUUUACAAUGGUUGCGCUACUUAUAUCUCCAAGAAAAUAGAUUAGAGAGUCUGAAUGGAGUUGACAAACUACGAAAUUUGAUUGUUUUAAACGUUGCAGACAAUCAAAUAGCUAAGCUUGAUGGAUUUUCGCUAGAUAUGAAAAUGUUGAGGGAGUUGUACCUGCACAAUAACAAGAUAUCCAGCGUAACUGAAAUAAGCAAACUUUACAAACUGGUUGCACUAAGGCUGCUUACAACUGGAAAUAAUCCGUUCAGUAAGGAAGAUGAAGACAGGCAGGAGAUUCUGAUGAGGCUUCUUCGUCUUGAUGAACUGAAUGGCAGAAAAGUGGAGGCGACAGAGAGGAAGGAGGCCUACGAAUUACGAUUGGAAAGAGAAUACGAAGAGGGAAGUGAGAAAUCGGAGGAACUGGACGAAGAAGAGGAGGAAGAAGAAGAUAAUUAAAAGUAAAGAUAUCAAGAGAAGAUGAUGAAAAAUGGAAAAUAUAAAAUAAUGUACAGAUGAAGAAUUGAAUUAAAUUCAUUUAUGGUUACAAAUAAUUGAUUUAAAAGAAAAAAAUCAUUAAUGUUCUCAAAUUAAAUUGUAAAGAUAAAUGAAAGCUGGGAAGAAAUACUGUUCUCUAUGCUUUGAUUUGAUCAGCUAAUUUAUUCAAUUAGCGAAGGUACCGUAUUCAAUUGUAAACGAAAAU
Molecule: messenger RNA, 1342 nt
Organism: Nilaparvata lugens (brown planthopper)
Lineage: Eukaryota; Metazoa; Arthropoda; Insecta; Hemiptera; Delphacidae
Product: leucine-rich repeat-containing protein 23
Exons: 1
Coding region: 40-1098 (352 amino acids)
Molecular function (GO): protein binding
Source: RefSeq, a predicted model, not a curated record